AUGGGGAAGUGUCGCUUUCACUGGCUGUUCUUCCCUUCUCUAAGACUGACCAGCAGCUUUCGGAGGUGCCCUGUUUCAAACAGGAGUUUGAUAAUUGCGAGUGUGUGUGUUGUGUAUUUGUUAUUGCUGGUUUCACAAGCUGGAUACUCGAAGCAGCACCGGGACAGAAGGAUUGAUAAAGACAACUACCGACACACUCGUGGAUUGUAUAAUUUGGAUAUUAGUGAUGCAGACUAUGUGGAUUUGCAGACCGGUGUUGGCUUUGUGGUCCCGACACGGUCCAACGUGGUGUAUAUAACGCUGAAGUCUAAGCGCCUGAAACCAGCAAAUAUUCGGGGUACAAUCAGACCAAAACUGAGGAGAAAAGUGAGAAGGAAUAAGGAGGACGAUUCAGCUUUUACGCAGAACAAACUUGGCACUUUGGAGUGGGACGCGGGCCAAAUUAAGCGCAACUUUGCACCCAAGACUUCCUCGGGAGAAACCAAGGAUGUUUAUUAUAAAUCUUUAGAUAUAAUCCAUACAUCUCACACAGAUGCACAGGCAGACACUCACAUUAGUUCUAUCCGAAUCUACAGCCAGAGGGCACCGCCAUGGUUCAGCCCGCAGGACGUGGAAGCCAUGCGCUUUCUCGCGGAUGCCAAAGUUUUGCGCAUCAAAGAAGUUUCUCAUGGAGACUAUCCGUCCCUUUUGAUAUUUGAGGGCGAGACAAACGUUUCAAAGACCAACCAACAACACACACAACGGAACAAUAUAUGUGGAGGUCAGUGCGGAGUGAUCAGCAGCCCCGUGGACACCACCGAGGUCUUUGCUUUCCAUCUGGACAGGGUGCUGGGGUUCAAUAGGACAUUACCAGCUGUAAGCAGGAAGUUCAGCUUUUUACACGAUGGCCAGCCCUGUCCAGUGGUGUCAUGGGAUGCAUCUCUCUACCCAGAAGGCCUUGCUGCAGGCUGGUCCACCGUGAGGUUGACAUGGGGGGAGUACCAGAGCUCCCUGAAACAGAAGUGUUGGCAUAAAAACAUCAGCCCGAAGCCUGACUCCGGCUGCUCCACCGUUCAUCACUACGAGUGGAGUAAACUGGCUCUGUUUGACUUCCUGUUGCAGAUUCACAACCGUCUGGAUCAGAGCUGCUGUGGAUUCAGGCCGAGGCAGGAGGACGUGUGUGUGGAACUCGGCCUCAAGGCUGAAUGUGGGGAGCAGAAGCACAUACGGCUGACAAACAUCGUCCACAGGGGAGACGACCCCCGACACCUGGUCUUCACCAACAACAAGGGCUUCUUCGACCGCAACGAGGACAACCUGGACUUCAGGGUCCUGGAAGGAAUCAAAGAGCUCCCAGAGCCGGCGGUUUCGGUGCUGAAGAGCAAGAGGCUGAGGGAGAAGCUCCUCCAGUCUCUGUUCCUGGACCAGACCUACUGGGAGAGCCAGGGAGGCCGGCAGGGCAUCGACAAGCUGAUCGAUGUAAUUAAGAGGCGGGCCGACGUCCUCCUCACCUACAUCAACGCUCAUGGGAUCAAAGUCCUCGCGAUGAACGUGUGAUGAGUGUCGAGCCUCAGGACCGUAUCAUUCUACCCUGAAAUAUUGGAAAGAAGAAACAAGAUUAAUGAAUAAUUAUAGAUUUUUUAAUGCUUUUGUAAAACAAUUAUCCUGUAGCUAAUGAAGGACUUAUUAUAAAUUGCUCACUAUUCUUUCCAAGUUAUGUUGUUUGUGUCCUUUGCAUAAGUCACCGAGAACAGCUUUAAUUUAACUUUUAAAAUGAGCCAAACUUCUUGUACUUCAGGAAACUAGUCGUGUGUCAUUCUUCCAAGUCUGUUUUCCUUUCUUCCCCGAAGGCUAGAACACUGCUGUCACGAUGAGUACAGGAUAUACUGCAUAUAUUUAUAUAUAUAGCUAUAACUUCUGCUCUUCCUCAGGCCUGCAGUAGGCGAAGUGUAAUUUGCAUUUUAUAUGAAAGGAAUGCACAAAAUGAUACGUUGUUUUCUUCUCUGCUGCUCGAGUGUGUUGCAGGAUUAAGAUGUUGCUAAAGUAUGUUAGCGCAUAGCUAACAAGCCACGACCCAAAUGCACUUGGAGCGAUUGGGGUCUCACAUUAUACACUGAAAAGACGAUUAAUCUUGUGUACAAAAAACACAUUAUCAUGAAUAUUGCACAUUGGAAACUUUGCAUAGUGACUGUACCUUUAAGAUUAGACGUCAGAUGGUGUUACUCUCUUUUAUACACAUUAUUUUCAGUUUCACGACAACAGCAUCUUUAGCUGCAGCCAUUUACACUGUAUUUAUUUAUUUUCUUUAAUUGACGAAGAUGUUCGAGCAUCAGAUGUUCAAUAAUAACA
This is a messenger RNA of Cottoperca gobio, 2328 nucleotides long. It is a transcript of the gene gask1b, whose product is annotated as golgi associated kinase 1B. The record is from RefSeq and is a predicted model, not a curated record. Bases 1 to 1536 code for a protein of 511 amino acids. The transcript has 4 exons. NCBI's taxonomy places the organism in Eukaryota, Metazoa, Chordata, Actinopteri, Perciformes, Bovichtidae. Gene Ontology annotation, cellular component: Golgi apparatus.